Molecule: messenger RNA, 5166 nt
Organism: Peronospora farinosa
Lineage: Eukaryota; Oomycota; Peronosporomycetes; Peronosporales; Peronosporaceae
Source: the annotation of a GenBank genome assembly
AUGUGCGACUCAUGGGAGAAGUCUCAAGAUGCUUCAGGUAUACGGGAACUAGAGCAGCUACGCGUCUUGGCCAUGUACGAAUUUGAUCCACCACUAUCGAACCAAGAGCUAUGGACAGCAUUGCGUACGUUUGGAAACCGCACAGAAGACGCUUAUCAAUAUCUCAAGACCAGUCGUCGACAUGAAGAUUCCGUUACAAUUCCUACAUCUGCUGUUAUACUGAAUAAAAGUAUAGCAACAUAUGAAAAAGAAGGCGAGAAGAGGCGUUUAAGUGCAUUGUCUGUGGAUAAUAACGGUACACCCAAGAAACGACACAAGGAUACGAACUUUGCAUUGCUAAACUGGGAAAACGAAGAGAAUUGCGACAAAGAGACAAGUCUAGCGACAGAGAAGGAUAAGGAGGUACUACUUACAACUGUUGACUGUACUAAAGCACAACAAUUGUUGCUUGAAACGGUGGAAGAUCAGGUUGCUGCUAGACAAGUACUACGCCAUUCGGAAUGGAUACAUGACUUUUGGAAGGUUCUGCACGUGCUACCAGAGACUGAGGUGGCAAUGCACUUGAAUUUGACGGUAGAUGCAUUGACUAUGUGGUUAAAAGAAGCAGAAACGCAGGAUGUACAUGAUAUUCAGACACGAGGAACGGCAUUGGUGGUUGAGGUGGCUGCGAGUCUACCACGUAAUGUGACAGAUGGUCAGGAGAGUAUUGCGUGUUCACUGAAGGAUCAAGUGCUAUCAGCGAGCGAUGAGGAGAUAGCAGGUGUCGUGCAUGCUAACAAUAAUGCCGCUAAUUUGAGUGCGAUUGCCCGCGCCAAUGCUGCAAAGCAUGCGAUCGAGUGUCUUUCUUCUGCUUGCAAGGCUUACAUGGAUCAGCUAAGCCAAUUUUCACUGUCGAACGAAACGAGCUGUAAGGAAAAGGCUCAUGCUGAAACGGCACUUGAAGCAGUGAACCUAAAGUUAGUUAGGUUAGUGGACGAGAGUACGGGUGAUGUGACAAAAGCUGAACGUGCACUGUCAGAUGCCAAAGAGAGAAAGGAAGCCCGGUCAUUGCAAAUUGUACAAUAUGUGCAGAAGCGACACGAAGAAUUAGUCACUGCGGGUGAGACGAACGCUUCAGCUAGUAUUCAGUCUGUCAUUGAAGUUUGGAAGCAAAACGACGUCGAGGUGCAGGCGCUGUGGAGAUAUCGCAGCGAAAGUGAACGACAGGUGGAGAAGUCUGUGCGUGCAUUGACAGUUGCUCAGCACGCAUUGACGUUUCACAAGAAUCUGUCAAUGCUAUUCGCCAAAGUUCGCGAACGGCGCGAGAAAACCCUUUUGGACACCUUUAAAGACCUGGAAGAGGAACGUGCGAGUUCAAAAGCCCGUGCGGCAACGGCACUUAAUAACCUCAUUCCAAUGCUCACGCAUGCACUGUUCAAUUACUACGAAUUUCACUCUGUCCAGCAGUCCAAGGCGAAGAAAGAGCUAGAAAAACAGGAGAAGGCUCUAGCAGCCCACAAUGAGUACUUUGGUGACUCGGCACCAAUCAAGAAGGGUGACAUUGAGCGUCGUAUUCGUGAAUUUGAAGGAGUGACGCAGAGCUCAAUGCAAAUGAUCAUGGAGAUUGCGGAAGGCCAGCAGCAACUCUGGGAAAACAAGCAUGCAGUACUAUCAGAAUCAGUCCGCCGUGUGCUCAUUUGCGAGUUUAAGGCCUUAUGGUUGCAACUGAAUGGGUCGAUGCGAGAUGUCGUGAAGAAGUUUGUGAUGGCAAUCGAGGGAAGUGCAGGUGGUGUUGUGGCUGUCGAGUCCACAGAAGCCCAAAAAGCUCAACAAGAAGCUGUCAGUCCUGCGUUUGUCACGACAAUUGAUUUGGACGAGCAGAUGUUUCCAGCGUUUACAGUUCCAGCCUUUCCAAACAGCCAUAAUGAAGCGGUAACGCCAUACCGAACGGCAAUCUCAGCUAUUGCUGCUUCAAAUGAGGACUCACAUACUUCCAGCUCGCCGAUAACUCCCAAGGAGUUUGACAGCACGAGCAUUGCCAUGACAGUCAGCUCAACCACCUUAAAGCCGACCAAAAGCAACGAAACGAUGGUAGCUUCUUCACUACCCCAAGAAACAUCAAGUGAGUCGCGUAAAUCGCGCCAUAAGUUUGCUGCCGGUUCUGUCCUGUAUUCAAAGGUCAACCUUGGCGAAAACUGUACGCAAUUUGUCCGUGGUGUUGUCGUGAAACAGUUGGAUAACGACAUGUACCUGAUACAAUACGAUAAUGGUGACAAGUUUUCGGUGAGGAGCUCAUUCCUGUUUACCAAGGAUCUGAUGGAACAGAAUCAAAAAGCUGCGAACGUGACAAUGUCCCAUGAGGAUAUGGAAAUGGAGGAUCUCGAGCACAAAUCGAAGUAUCUCAUGAGUUCUUGUUGUAGUGAAGAGAGCGGCGUAUGGCAAGAAAAGUUGAAGCAGUUACAGAACGAGUUGGUGUUGGCCCAGUACGAGGCACAAAAGUGGAAGGAAAAGUAUUUGGUCGAGAAGAGACGGCGGCAAAAGACAGUGAGGGAUUUUUUGGAUCUUGUGGUGCGCACGGACCGUAAAUCAAAUGAAGUUAUGGACUCGAACGGUGUUGGAGGCGUAGCGAUAUCUCCUUCUUUGUUCAGUCCAGAUCAUACGGCGGAUCUACUGAGUCCGACAUUGUCGUCAUUUGAUUUUGAUGACGACUCAAGUGAAGACGACAGUGAGGACAUUGACGUUCAGACGGCAGAAACUCCUCCUUCGCUUGUGGAAAGAAUAAAUCAGGAAUCUGAAGUGAACGAGGAUGGAGAUAGUGGAAAGCUUGACUCGCCAGACGAUCAACAUGAAUUACCAUUGAGCUCGUCGAUAGACCUGGAGCUACGAAAGCGACACUCGCUGAUGCAUCACUUGAAUGCAAAUGCACCGUAUUCACGACGUAUUAAUCGCUCGUCGACCAUGGACUCGGCUUUGGAGGCUUUUGGAGGGUUGUCACAAUUCAUGGAUGGGAUGAAUAGUGGUGACAACGGGCAAGCGCAGCAACAACAUCUCAUGAACCGCAUGAUGUAUAUCAACGCGUCAUCACGUGAUCUCUGGCAAGCACGAGUUCAUCGAAACAAAGUUCAUAGUGUGGCCCGUUCUAGUAUGCAUCUCAAGCACGAGCACAUCUUUGAACACUUCUUUGUCACGGGAAUGGUUCUAAGUGAUGCAGAGCGACACUAUCAGCCUUCAGAUCUUACUAGAUAUUGGAAGCCCAAGCUACUGUACGACUUUCCUAACAACCGGCUAGACGACCCACCUGAUGACACUGUUCCCGAUUUUUGCUUUCCAAGAGGUGUCCCUCUUCUAAUAUGUACACCUGAUCAAGCGACAUCUAUCCAAGGUGUAGCAGUGUCGAAGUGGUUUACCGAAUUUGAGCCACUUCAGAGUCAUAUUGAGGCCUCAGAGACAAGUGGGUACACCUUCCGUCUUACAGGUGCAAAGGGUGAGGUGUUAUAUGGAUUUUGCAUUGCCAUAAUGAGGGAAGCGACAGCAGCAGGAGAUACCUCAGGUGGAAGUGAUUCGAAGAGCCCUCGCGCUAGCUGGACCCCAAGCUGUCGAGAUGAAAGUUCUGCCUCUCCAUCUAGCAAAGGAAAUCGAAUGGCAAUGACGAAAAAGAUGGCACCGAUGUGCUACUGCUUCACAUCCAAGUUUCCUUUCUAUCGCUUUCACUUUGCGCUGUUACGAAUGAUCGUCGAGAAUGAGUUGGAGCAGCACCGGCUUUUAUCCACAGCAACGGGAAUCAAAACUAGAAAAGACGAGGAGUUUGAGAUAAUCUUGAGACCACGGCUGGAUCUUGCGAUAGAAUUCACUAUUUUCCAUGAAGAAAACCCUCGCAUGAGAGAAUCAUCCAGAGAUUUGGAAAAGGAAGGACGUAGCAAUUUGGCAUCAAUUUCGACAAAGCUGAACAUUUCUUUGAUAGAUCGACGUGUUGUUCUGAGUGAAGAUGCAAGUGUAAGAGUCCACAGAAGUGAAGACAGUCAGUUGGAAACAAGAAAGCAACCUAGCCAACUUCGAAAAAGCCUUAGUACUGAUGACAUUGGCUCGUAUAAUGUUACGAACGAGUGUAUCAUGGAUAAACCGAUGGUCAAGAGCAUUGACUUGGAUCAAUCAAAAGAAUACGAGCGCGUCAAGGUUGGUGAUAUUUUGGAAGCGGUUGACAGCAUUGCAACUGCGUCCAUGAGCUUUGAGCAAACGCUGAAAUUGCUAAAAAGAGGAAAUAGGCCGAUGCGUCUACGCUUCCGUAGAUCGGCUAUGACUGAACAGGCAUCACCGCCAGCUUCGAAACGAUUAACGCAUCGACAGUGCUUAUUAACUACUUCAGUCGAUGUCUUACACCGAGCACGACGGAUGAAGAUAAAUGAUCCGGGGCACUGGUCUACGGCUCGAUUUCCUACGUUCGAUUUCAGUUAUCAGUUUCCCGAACGGCACUCCGAUCGAUGGUCCAUUGGGGUUGUAUUACGCUUGUUGACACCAGACAAAGUGGUCGAGAUUAUGGCCUAUUUGUUGCUUGAGAAACAAGUUGUCAUCAUGAGUGACAGCCCCGCCAAGGUAUCAGCCAUAUGCACGGCACUACUGUUGUUGCUCUCCCCAUUCCAUUGGCAGUCGACAUACAUUCCCCUGUUACCAUCAGGGUUACUUGACUUCUUGCAUUCGCCGGUGCCAUUCCUUGUGGGCUGUCAUCCGCUUCCUGAAACAUCCCAGUGGUCCGACGUUUUCUUUUACGACAUUGACAGGGACUCUAUUGCUGUCCCGGCUGUGAUGAGGCACUUAGGCCCAUCGUCCAUGCCCAAUGGCGUGGAACUUUGUCGUUUGCUUCAGAAAGCUAAAGAGCGCUUUUGCGCGUUGCGCCCAUCAGGCAAGCCAUGGUAUGAGCUGUCCGACGAGCAAGACAUGAUCAUUACGCUCACACUGCAGGAAGCAGGCAUUUUUCUGCGUGAUCUUGGUUUCGACAUUUCUUCGCAAGACCUGGCAGCUUCGAUUUCAGGUGGUCAAAGCUUUUACAACAGCUUACAGGAAGAGGUGGCCAAGGAAGUACGAAACAGCAUUUACCAAGAUUAUCUGGACAAAUUUACACAAACGCAGUUAUUCUGCCAGUAUUACGAAAGCUUACUGCAACCGAAGCCACAAGAGAAAUCUCAAACAUAA